Peronospora belbahrii is the source of this 306-nucleotide messenger RNA. Lineage: Eukaryota; Oomycota; Peronosporomycetes; Peronosporales; Peronosporaceae. The record is from the annotation of a GenBank genome assembly.
AUGAAUGAGAACAACGAGAUCCCGUCUGAGUACCGCAUCUCGGAGAAAUGGGACAAGUGUCUGGAGAACUUUGCACUGUACUUUACCACUGGUCUCGUGGCUGGUGGUCUCACGUCUGUGGUUCUAGCACGUUCUGGUGCUGGUCGUGGACUGAUUACGGGUCUAGGUGCUGGAAUGGGCGCCGGUUCGAGCUGGACGACUUGUCAAAUGGUAUUUGCAGGUGAUGCCAAUGCACAGGCAGCUCUGAAAAAGACGAAAAAGGCAGUAAACGACUUCAAGGAGAAGAUCAAGGGCUCUGAUGACUAA